This is a messenger RNA of Wasmannia auropunctata (little fire ant), 948 nucleotides long. RefSeq lists its product as uncharacterized. Bases 1 to 948 code for a protein of 315 amino acids. The transcript has a single exon. The record is from RefSeq and is a predicted model, not a curated record. Lineage: Eukaryota; Metazoa; Arthropoda; Insecta; Hymenoptera; Formicidae.
AUGGAACGUCGCUUCUCUCGUGAUCCGGACUUCCGCAAUCGCUAUCAGCAGUUCAUGCUCGAGUACCGCGAGCUGGGCCACAUGUCCGUCGCCUCUCCUCUUGAAGCAGCAACGCCUGGUCGGGUAAGCUACCUACCCCACCAUGGCGUCAUGAGGGGAGAGGGCAGUGACGCGAAGAUACGAGUAGUCGUCAAUGGCUCAUCCCGGGUGCUUUCCAACACUUCGUUGAAUGCCUGGCUGCUCGCGGGGCCGAACUUGCUGCCUGCCCUUGUCCUCACCCGCUGGCGCCUGCACCGAUACGUGUUAACCACCGAUAUUGAGAAGAUGUAUCGGCAGGUCCUGGUGCACCCGGAUGACCGCGAUCUUCAGCGUAUCUUGUGGGGAGGGGACACGGUUGGUGAGUACCGCCUGAACACGGUGACCUACGGUCUUGCGUGUGCGAGCUACCUUGCGAUCCGCGCGCUCCACCAGUUGGCUGGGGAUGAGGGCGAGCGCUUCCCCCUGGGCGCUCGAGCGCUUCAGCGAGACACGUACGUGGAUGAUGUCCUAUCCGGUGCCUCUACUUUGGCCGAGGCUCUCCGCCUCCAGCAGCAGAUAUCUCGGCUGUGUUCGGCGGGCGGCUUCCCGCUGCGCAAAUGGUCGGCGAAUCACGAUCCCGUGCUUCAAGGCAUACCGCUGGAACACAGAAGCCACAGAUCAGCUGAAGUCGCCUUACCCUCCGUCGAGCAGUCCGUGCUGGGCCUGCGCUGGGAUCCCGGCCGCGACUGCUUCUCGCUUACGGUGCGGCGGGCCUCAGCCGGAGCCGCGACUAAACAAUCGCUGCUCUCCGGCACGGCUCGACUCUUCGACCCCCUGGGUUGGCUGGCACCUGUAACUGUACGCGCGAAAUUACUAAUUCAGACGGACCUGGUUACAGCAUCUGGAUUGGGAUGCCCUCCUAGGCGAUAA